AUGUGGACCAACAACAGUGCUGCUCCCUUCUUGCUGACUGGCUUCCUGGGCUCCGAGGCGAUUCACCACUGGAUCUCUAUCUCCUUCUUUAUCAUUUACCUCUCCAUUCUUUUUGGCAAUGGCACACUUCUCUUCCUUAUUCAGAGUGACCACAGUCUUUAUGAGCCCAUGUACUACUUCCUGGCUAUGCUGGCAGGUACAGACCUUGGAAUAACUCUAACUACAAUGCCCACAGUCCUGGGAGUCCUGUUGUUGAACCAGAGGGAAAUUGCCCAGGGUGCCUGUUUUACUCAAUCCUACUUUAUUCACACUCUGGCCAUUGUAGAAUCGGGUGUUUUGCUUGCUAUGGCGUAUGACCGUUUUAUUGCCAUCCGCACCCCUCUGAGGUACAACUCCAUUCUUACCAAUUCCCACGUGAUAAAGGUAGGACUGGGAAUACUGAUGAGGGGCUUUGUGUCCAUUUUACCCCCAAUUCUGAAACUCUUGUGGUUCCCAUAUUGCCGUUCCCAUGUUCUUUCCCAUGCCUUUUGCCUCCACCAAGAUGUCAUGAAACUUGCCUGUGCUGAUAUUACAUUCAAUCGUGUAUACCCAGUCAUUCUGGUUGCUUUGACUUUCUUCCUAGAUGCUCUGAUUAUCCUCUUCUCUUAUAUUCUAAUCCUUAAGACAGUUAUGGGCAUCGCUUCUGCAGAGGAGCAAGCUAAGGCCCUCAACACCUGUGUCUCCCAUAUUAGCUGCGUCCUAGUCUUUUACAUCACUGUCAUUGGCCUGACUUUCAUCCACAGGUUUGGGAAACAUACACCACAUGUGAUCCACAUUACCAUGAGCUAUGUCCACUUUCUUUUUCCUCCAUUCAUGAACCCCGUUAUCUACAGCAUCAAGACCAAGCAGAUUCAGAGAAGCAUUGUUCGUCUGUUUUCUCUGCAAAGGGCUUGA
Molecule: messenger RNA, 933 nt
Organism: Rhinolophus ferrumequinum (greater horseshoe bat)
Lineage: Eukaryota; Metazoa; Chordata; Mammalia; Chiroptera; Rhinolophidae
Product: olfactory receptor 51B4-like
Exons: 1
Coding region: 1-933 (310 amino acids)
Biological process (GO): G protein-coupled receptor signaling pathway
Cellular component (GO): membrane
Molecular function (GO): olfactory receptor activity; G protein-coupled receptor activity
Source: RefSeq, a predicted model, not a curated record